Striga asiatica is the source of this 4085-nucleotide messenger RNA. The record is from the annotation of a GenBank genome assembly. Lineage: Eukaryota; Viridiplantae; Streptophyta; Magnoliopsida; Lamiales; Orobanchaceae.
UCUCUACCUUUGGGGCUCAGUUUUGCCAUUUUCUUCUUACUCGAGUUCUUGGUAUCAAACCCGAAAAUUGCUCUUGCUCGUAAAGGGCAGAAGGUCAUAGCCCGCCAUGGAAUUGUGGCUACUGACGAAACAGAAUGCUCGAAAAUCGGACGCGUUAUACUUCAACGAGGAGGCCAUGCCGUUGAUGCUGCUGUGGGGGCCGCACUCUGUCUGGGGGUCGUUAGCCCGUCCUUCAAUGGCCUUGAGGAAAUGCUUGUUCGGGACCUUUCGAAGUGGAAAACUGGUCCUCUGUCGAUAGCUGUGCCGGAACAGCUUGACGGGCUCUACACAGCCCACAGAAAAUACGGAAAGCUUCUAUGGGAAUCAAUCGUGAGGCCAGUCGAGAAUCUUGCCCGUGACGGUUUCAAUGUUUCGGAAUCUUUCUUCAUGUCAUUGUCCCAUGCAAAAUCAGUUGUCAUGGCUGACAAGGAGCUUCGCAGAACAUUCGCCCCAAAUGGGGAGCUUUUGUUUCUGCCCAAACUCGUCCAAAUGACAAAAUUGGCAAACACAUUGGAAGCCAUAGCGAAAUGGGGAAUGAACAUUUUCUACAAUGGGUCCAUGGGAGAGACCCUGGCCAAAGAAAUUCAGAAGUUUGGUGGAAUAAUUACGAAAGAAGACUUUCAAAAAUAUCGGGUUGUUCAACGGAGACCUUUGGUGGCCCGAGUGAUGGGUUACGAAUUAGUGACGGUGCCACCUCCUGCUUCAGCUCGUAAGUUUGUUUUCUUUUACGUAGUUUUUUUCGAUGCUACUAGCAUUCCCAUGUCGUUGGCUAUGCAUCGCCUUGUUGAGGCAUUGAAAUACGCCCUGGCUCGGAGGAUGGAUCUUGGAGAUCCUGCAUUUGUGAAUGUCACUUGCGUCUUGAAAAACAUGAUAUCUACAAGAUAUGCCCGGAAGUUGAAAAAUCUUAUAUACGACAACAAAACAUUUGAUCCUGUUCAUUAUGGUGGAGUUCGGUGCACGAUCACGGGACAACUCAUAUUUGUGUCGUGGAUGAUAAACGAUGGAAAGGUAAAGGCAGUGAUAGGUGCAGCCGGAGGUUUGUUAAUACCCGAUGCUGUGACUCAGGUGCUAAUGAAUCACCUAAAAUAUAGAAUGGAUACUUCUAGUGCAGUCAAGGCUGCAAGAUUUUACCACAAGCUAAAUCCGAAUGUGCUCUACCUUGAGAACUACAGAUCAAGAUUUGGGGAUUACUAUGGAUAUAAUUCCAGCAUACAGGCCGAGUUGAGACAAAAGGGCCAUGUCUUGGAAGGGGCCUGUCGUUGGCCAUCGUGCCAAUUGGUGAUUCAAAUGUUUAAGGGUGCGAAUGCUGGCAAGCUCGUUGCUGUUACUGACCCGAGAAAAGGUGGGUUGCUAGCUGGGAAUGAAGAAUCAGAUUGUCUAGAGGCUGGCUGUUUGCUAUUUUCUCCAUUUCGUACACUCAACAAGGCUUUAAAUGAUAUGAUGGAAAACAUAACUGAGGGCAAGUAUCUUUCUCCUUCAGCUUUUUGCCUCUUCUUACUCCUGCUGUUUUCAUCGAGUCUCAAAACGGCCCAUGCUUCUGUUGACGGGAGUGUCGUGGCACGACGUGGCGUAGUGGCCACCGAUGAAACUUUGUGCUCGAUAAUCGGACGGGCUGCUCUCUAUCAAGGCGGACAUGCUGUCGAUGCAGCAGUGGCCUCCGCAUUUUGCCUAGGUGUCAUCAGCCCGUCUUACAGUGGUAUUGGCGGCGGAGGAUUUAUGCUCGUCCGCUCGUCAGACGGAAAAUCAGAAGUAUACGACAUGCGAGAAAUGGCUCCUCAACGAGCUUCCAAGGACAUGUUUCGUAGUGAUUACGCGAAGCAGCAGAUCGGACCUCUAUCCAUAGCCGUUCCGGGACAAGUCGCGGGCCUUUACAAAGCCCACUCGAAAUACGGGAAACUCAAAUGGGAAUCGCUCGUGAAGCCAGCCGAGAAUCUCGCGCGCAACGGCUUCAACAUCUCGGAUUCAUUCUUCAGGUCCCUGAAGGGCUCUGAGCAGUUCAUUUUAGCCGAUCAAGGGCUCCGAGCCAUUUUCGCGCCAAAAGGGAAGCUCCUUCCCUUGGGAAGCACUGUACGUCUCGUGAAGCUGGCAAACACGCUGGCAGCCAUAUCGAAAAACGGGCCGAACGCAUUUUACAACGGGCCGAUUGCAAGGAGUUUGGCCGGAGACAUUCAGGCGGCCGGUGGGAUUGUUACGCCGGAGGAUUUUCAGAGGUAUCGGGUUUUGAUUAGGUCACCUUUGGUCGCUAACACGAUGGGUUAUCAGUUUGUUACGGCCCCUCCACCUGCUUCGGGUGGUGCCGUCAUGAUUCUCAUUCUGAAGAUUCUUUCGAACUAUAACAUGGCUGGUGUACACAUCACCUUGGUGAUUCAUCGUUUGAUCGAGGCGCUGAAAUUCGCGCUUGCUCUGAGGACGAAUUUCGGAGAUCCCGAUUUUGUGAAUGUCACCAGUACAUUGACAACCAUGAUCUCGACGAGUCAUGCGCAAAAGUUGAAGAGCUUGAUAAAUGACAAUAAAACAUUUGAUCCGGCUCAUUAUGGCAGCAAGUGGGGUCAGGUAUACGAUCACGGCACGACUCAUGCAUGUGUCGUGGAUGGAAAACGUAAUGUUGUUAGCAUGACGAUGAGUCUAAACUCUCACUUUGGUUCAAAAUUCGUGUCACCAAGUACCGGUAUUUUUCUCAAUAACCAAAUGUAUGAUUUCUCAAUCCCAAAUCGAGGCACCCCACCACCAUCACCUGCGAAUUUUAUUCAACCGUAUAAGAGGCCUUUGUCUUCCAUGGCGCCUACCAUUAUUCUCAAGGCAAGAAAUUCUCACCUCAAAUAUAUUCCUUUGUUUGUUUACGGAACACAGGUGAAAGCGGUCAUAGGGGCUGCCGGGGGAUUGAUGAUACCUAAUGCAGUCACUGAAGUAUUGGUAAAUUACUUACAUCUACGCAUAAAUCCACUUGAUGCCGUUCUUGCCCCAAGAUUUUAUCACAUGCUAUAUCCGAACGUGCUUUACCAUGAGGAGUACAGCUCUGCAGGGAGUGAUAAGUACUCGUGUGGACCGGAGAUUUUGAAAAGUUUGAAAAAUAAGGGUCAUGUGCUGCAAAAGGGGCAUGGCUGGACUAUUUGCCAGUUUGUGGUUCAGAAGUUGGAGGGUCCGAAUUCCGGUCAGCUCCUGGCGGUUACUGACCAGAGGAAAGGCGGUUCUGCGGUCGGGUAUUGACGAUUAUCAUCUUUCGUUCUUUUCAAAAAUCGAGCUAUUAACAAUCAACUGUGACAGACAAUGAAAGUGAAAACUUGAAUCGCUAUAUUGUCAAUUGAAUGCAUGAUCUUGAUCUGUAUGUAAAUUGCAGACAUGUUCAUGCGAAAAUUUCAUGGUUUUGUUAUUCACUAAUUAUUAUAUGGAAAUGAAAUUUGAUUAGAGGCGAUCAGGUCUUGCUGAAGUCUUAACAUUUGACUUUCUUAAAUAUAUUAGAUCAUUAGAAUAAGUUGAGCCCUCAACCCGUUAGAUCACAAAUAAAUAUGUUUGAGGCACUAUUAUAAUUAUUGGAUACAAACCGAUUGCAUAAACACUACAAGAUUAGUCAUGUCCAUUUGGAACAUCAGCCGUGACACACGGGACGGAUUUUUCUUUUGGUGCACCAAGUUAUUGGACGUGGCCGAGGAUUUUGAUGGUGAUUGCUUUGGUGGGGCUUAUUGCUGUUGUAGCCAUAGCGACAAUAUUGUUUUUGGUCUCACGAAAAGACCACCCAACUCACAAGCUUCAUCCGCAUCCCGAGUGUCAACUCAGCCUCAACGGGACGGGAAAUCGAAUUUUACUACGAUCACGGAUGCCUUGGACGCGAGCCCCAGCUCCAACUCUAGCUCUUUCAAGAUUUGUAUUCUGGUUCGGGCAGACGAGUAUAAUGAGAUACUGAACAUCGCUGACGAAAAGAUGUAUGUAAUGCUGAUAGGAGAGGGAGCUGAGAAGACAAUAAUAACAUCAAAUUCGAGUUUAGUUAUCGGUAGCAGCAUCUUGCCAUCUGCCACACUUUGCUCGUUGUUCGAAAGGUGUACCGAUAA